Molecule: messenger RNA, 2958 nt
Organism: Acanthopagrus latus (yellowfin seabream)
Lineage: Eukaryota; Metazoa; Chordata; Actinopteri; Spariformes; Sparidae
Gene: adam17b
Product: ADAM metallopeptidase domain 17b
Exons: 18
Coding region: 260-2821 (853 amino acids)
Biological process (GO): membrane protein ectodomain proteolysis; Notch signaling pathway
Cellular component (GO): plasma membrane
Molecular function (GO): metalloendopeptidase activity
Source: RefSeq, a predicted model, not a curated record
CAGCUUCCGGCCCGCCUGUCCUGUCUGCGGGCUCUUGACUGUCGGCUCGGCUCGGUGCGCGUCUUCCUGGUUUAUUUGAGGUGCGGACUCACUUUUAAAAACACGAAGUCUUCUCCCGGACCGGUUCCGCUCCUCUUCCUCAGAAAUGACUUUUUAAAGUCCAACUUUCAUCCGAACUGUCGCUGAAGUCUCGAAUCUGAUGUGACCGGACUUUGAACGGAAACCAGCAGCUGAUCCGAACCGUCCGCCAGAGUCCAACAUGAGAGCAGCUCUCAUCCUGCUCGCUGCUCUCAUCGGGCUCACUGAGGCCGCCAUGAGGCCCGAACACACACAGGAGGACCAGUACCCGUCUCUCCGCUCGAUGCUGGACGACUUCGACGUGCUGCCUCUCUCCAGCCUGCAGACGCACUCCGUCCGCCGCCGCGACGUCCAAACUCAAACCCACGUGGAGAAGCUGCUGAGCUUUGACGCCCUGCAGAGGCACUUCAGGCUCUACCUGAGGACCAACAACGAGCUGUUCACCGACGACUUCAGAGCCGUGAUCGUGGACGAGGACGGACGAGAGCGAAACUACGCCAUCAACAGACACAACUACUUCACCGGACACGUCAUCGGGGAGGAAAACUCUCGUGUCCAGGCUCAUAUAGACGACCAUGAGUUCUCCGCUCGCAUCCUGACCAACGAAGCUGAGUACAACAUCGAGCCUCUGUGGAGGUUCACGUCGGCGCCACCUGAUGGCCGCCUGCUGAUCUACCGCUCAGAGGACAUCAGGAACCUCAGCCGACUGCACCAGCCGUCCGUCUGCGGCUACCUGACCUCCGAGCCCGGCCAGCUGCUGCCUGCAGGCGUCAGAGAGUCCAUGUUGGAGGAGCAGGAGGAGGAAGAGUCCGUGUCCAGAGGGAAGCGUCAGGUCCACGAUCACCUGAAGAACACCUGUCCUCUGCUGCUGGUGGCCGACCACCGCUUCUUCAAACACAUGGGCCGCGAGGAGGAGAGCACCACCCUCAACUACCUGAUCGAACUCAUCGAUCGCGUCGACGACAUCUACAGAAACACGUCGUGGGACGAUGAGUUUGUGGGUUACGGUGUUCAGAUCCAACAGAUCAUCAUAGAGAAAAGUCCGACUGCCGUCGCUCCGGGAAAACGUCACUUCAACAUGAGAGUAAGUCCGGAGGAGGACAGAGAUGUGUGGGACGUCAAGAAGCUGCUGGAGCAGUUCAGUAUCGACAUCGCAAAGAACGCCUCCAAUGUGUGCCUCGCUCACCUCUUCACCUAUCAGGACUUUGAUGAAGGCACUCUGGGUCUGGCCUACGUCGCCCCGUCCAAACCGGACAUCCCCGGAGGUCUCUGCUCCAAAGCCUGUCCGUCAUCUUCCAACGAAGAACGAGAGAUCUACCUGAACACGGGCCUGACCAGCACCAAGAACUACGGGAAAACCAUCCUGACGAAGGAAGCCGACCUGGUGACGACUCACGAGCUCGGUCACAACUUCGGAGCGGAACACGACCCGGACAACAUCCCGUACUGCGCCCCGCGAGAGGACCAGGGAGGGAAGUACGUCAUGUACCCCAUCGCUGUGAGCGGCGACCACGUCAACAACAAGCUCUUCUCCAACUGCAGCAAACACUCCAUCGUCAAGCGUCUGAGGUCCAAGGCGCCGUCCUGCUUCAAGCAGAGGAACAUCAAUGUGUGCGGGAACUCUCGGGUGGAGCAGGGCGAGGAGUGCGACCCGGGGCUGCUGCACCUGAACUCGGACCACUGCUGCACCCCCGAGUGCAGGCUGAGAGCCGGAGCUGAGUGCAGUGACAGGAACAGUGCGUGCUGUAAAGGCUGCAGGUUCGAGUCUGCAGGUGAAGUCUGCCAGGAGCCCAUCAACGCCACCUGUAAAGGUCACUCGUACUGCACAGGAGUCAGCAGCGAGUGUCCGCCGCCAGAGAACGCUCGGGACAAGACGGCGUGUCUGGACAGCGGCGAGUGUCUGAACGGAGAGUGUGUUCCCUUCUGCCAGGCCCAGCUGAAGCUGCAGCCCUGCGCCUGCAACGAAACCAACUCGUCCUGUAAAGUCUGCUGUCGGAACAGCAGCGGCGUCUGCGCUCCGUACCAGGACGCAGCGGGCGGCUUCCUGUUCCUGCGGAAAGGGAAACCCUGCACCGUGGGCUUCUGUGACGGAGCGGGGAAGUGUAUGAAGCAGGUGCAGGACGUCAUCGAGCGUCUGUGGGACUUCAUCGAUAAACUGGACAUCAACACGUUCGGGAAGUUCCUGGCUGAUAACAUCGUGGGCUCGGUGGUGGCGUUCUCUCUGCUGUUCUGGGUUCCCUUUAGCAUCCUGGUCCACUGUGUGGACAAGAAGCUGGAUCAGCAGUAUGAACAGAACACCAAGUCUCUGUUCUUCCCCAGUAAUGCCGAGCUCCUGAGCAGCCUUGAGUCCGCGUCCGUUCGGAUCUUCAAACCUCCAGCCUUCCCAACCAGCACCAAUUCCACUGGGCUGCGCCUCCACCCGUUCGGUCCCCAGCAGACCAGCACCCCUCCGAUCUCCAGCUCUGACCCGGCCCCGGUCCUGGCCCCGGCCCCGGCCCCGGCCCCCGGCCCAGCUCACCCCACUCUUGACAGCCCACGCAUGGCCACCAUCCAGGAGGACCCCAGCUUUGACUCCCACCUGGACGAGGAGGCACUGCAGGAGGCGUUCGGGCGCCCUGCCGGGUCGGGUCAGCGCUCCUUCGAGGACCUGACAGAGAAAAGCCUGACGAGUUGCAGCGAGAAGGCGAUAAUGUUCAGACUGCAGAGACAACAUCAGAUCGACAGCAAGGAGACGCAGUGCUGAGAGGACGCAUCUGUCCACACCUGUCCUCACCUGUCCUUACCUGUCCACACCUGUCCUCACCUGUCCUUACCUGUCCUCACCUGUCCACACCUGUCCUCACCUGACCUCACCUGUCCUUACCUGUCCUCACCUGUCCU